AUGCAUAGAGCGGAGAUACGAAUCGUGUCAUUUGAUAUGUUUAGUAUUCGCUAUGAUAGACGGUGCCGUCAAAACGAAGAUAAGUCUAACUAUCAAACCGAGAUGAAGCUCUUCCACGUUGUUCUCGCCGCUGCUGUACUGUACAUGAUCCAAGUCGGCGUCGAGGCCGAGGAAAGCGCUGCCGAAACUGGCCCCGGCAUUCUGCCGCCUCCGAACAAGAACUGGGACUCCCACCCUGAUUGCAGAGGCGGCCGAUUCAACCGCAAUUGCCAUCACCUGAGACAGCGAGGUGCGCUUCCGACUCAAACCAAGAGCUCAGGAUGA
This is a messenger RNA of Phytophthora sojae, 324 nucleotides long. RefSeq lists its product as hypothetical. Bases 1 to 324 code for a protein of 107 amino acids. The transcript is spliced from 2 exons. The record is from RefSeq and is a predicted model, not a curated record. NCBI's taxonomy places the organism in Eukaryota, Oomycota, Peronosporomycetes, Peronosporales, Peronosporaceae.